AUGGAUCGGUGGUCCGCCAGCGAUGUGGCCUCUUGGGCAAGCCAGAACGGCUUUCCUCAACACGCCAGAGACUUCCUGAAGCACGAGAUUACCGGCGAACUCCUCGUCCGCGCCGACCACGCAAUGCUCAAGGCCCUGGGCAUCACCGCAGUCGGCGAUCGCAUCGUUCUCCUCAACAAGAUCUACAACGAAAAAAUCAACAGCGGCAUCCCGAUAGAUGAGGACGAUUAUAUUCCGCAACAUGCUCGCCACAUGAAGCCUCUGCCAGAGAGAAUGUACGCCGAAUUAAGCUUCACCGAGUUCUCCGAAAAGUUGGCUUUCGACGUCCAGCGCCUGGAGCGAAUCAUCGAGGAAAAGGCUCCUUUCAGCCAGUCCAUGGACUCUGGGGCAUCGCGGAUCGUCGUGCACUUGAGUGGCUUGUCCUUCUUCGGCUCGGGCCAAAUGAGCUACCACGCCAUUCAGUCGCUGUCAGACUCGGUUGGCAAGCUGAGCUUCCAGCUGAUGACGCUGCAGGAAGAUCUGCAGCCCGUGUGGACUCUGGUCAAGGGAUACAAAAAAUUCCAAAAGAAAUCCACAGCCACGCCUAUCCCGCAUGUCGACACGGCGCUGCUCAACCAGCCUCAUGAAAGCAGUCUUCUCGCGACAUCCGUCCGGCACGGCUCGCCGAACGUAAUGGUCACCCCGAGCCUACAAAGCUCGGUGCCGAGCGUCAUCUCACCUGGCCAGCAAAAGCAAGAGGAUCUCAAUGUUAUCCGCAUCUACAUCGACCGGCUACUGGGCCUGACAACUUCAACCUACAAGGUGUGCCGGGUUCGACCGACACACACCUGCGCCUCUAUCAUCGCACACGUUCUCCGCGAUUGCAAAAUCAACGACCAUUGGCGGGAUUUUGCUCUGUGCAUGGAAUCCAGCGACAGUGCGACGCAGUGUCUGAGCUUCAAUGCCACGCCGCUUCAGAUCCACCUGGAUUUCCUCAACCAGGGCAAAGAUGCGCCAAAGUUCACCCUCCGUCACAUCAAGCAGAACAAGACCCAGCUCCAGCGCGCUCCUUCGACCCUGCAAAACUCGCAGAUGCGUCGAACACCCGAGCCUCUUUCCUCGACUGAGCUGGAGUGUAUCGCCAUCGGCAUCUACGAGUACUCUGCUACACGCGAAGAUGAAACCGACAUUGCCAUCGGUGACAGGCUCAAGAUUGUUGCGACUGAAGGUGGCUGGUCUCAGGUGGAGCGCUCAAACGGCCUUUUCUGGGCUCCAAGCGGAUGCUUGUGGCUGCCCAAGAACGAAGAGGCCGUGCCGACGACUGGAUGGGUACUUUACGACUACUUUCGUGUCUCCAAGAACGAGCUGACUGUUUCUAAAGGCACAAAGCUGCUGAUCCACCGCAAGGCCGAGCACUGGCUCCUGGUCAGCGUCGGCGAGCAAAGUGGCUGGGUUCCCAGCUCGUACAUAUCCACGACUCCACCGGAGGAGCGAGAGCGCAAUGACGAAGUUUCGCCGAGGAAGCUGGCGAGUGCCCUCGCCACCACGCCAUUGUCGGCGAUGGUACGGUCCCGCAAUAUGGAGUUCAGAUCCGACUCGGCCUCGUCUGGACCCCGGUCGGACGGCUCUCCGGCGCUGUCGCUGCCGGCAGAUUUCCGGGACGACUCUUCGGCCCCCAACCGCGUGGCAACCGAUUCCGCGAAAUCGAGAUACGCACCGAGCGCCUAUUCGACCGCAGUCGACGACAGCCGGUCCCACAUCGGCCUCGAUGCGCCACUGGUGAUCUCCAGCACAGUCGAUGAUAUGACGGCAAUCCUGAAUCGGCUGAAAGAGCGCCACGCAUUCCUGACCGAGCACAGACUGUGGGGCUCGGCCGAGUCGAGCCGAGCGUCCUCGCUGCACAACCUUGGCUACUGCUUCGAUUUCUGCAACAUUCUGCUGCAAAGUGUCGGCUCCAACCGUGGCAAGGGACUGGUUCUUUCGAUCCAAAGCAGCAUUGCCCAGAGGCUUCAGACCCUCGUGGACGACAGCACGGCCAAGCUGGAGUCUCUGCACGCACCCAACAUUAGCCCCGAUCUGAUCACCACGCUCCUGCCGGGUUUGAUAUCCGACAUUUUCAAGGCGCUGGAGUCGAUUCUCGCCAUGUUGACGAGCAACGCCGCCGAAAUCUUUGCGACCCCCACGGCCUACGACGGCUUCAGCUACAGCCCUUCCUCUGGGCUCAAUGGCGACAUGGCACAGUCCGCCGCCGCCUAUUUCGCUGCAAAAACGGGUCAGGCGCACUCCUCUGGACCAUCUCCCACGAGUCUAGGUUACAUGGGGUACUCGGAGUCGCAGCUGCCUCAAGCCAACAAGCCUCUCGGUGCUGGCGGUGCUCCGGCUCCCAAGCUCUCGCACCAGCACAGCUUUGGACGUCUCGACGAAGGUCGCAGCUACAGCGCCAGCUCGCGUGGAACCGUCCCCGUGCCCGCCGAUGCUAGUAAUGGCGACCACUCGAUUGGCUUGCAGGUGGACGGCGUUCCCAUGUCCAAGGGCAAUAGCGGCGACCCGGCGCUGCGUGGGAUUUGGUCCAGCAAGACGAAUGACAUCCACAAGGAGCUCCAGUCCAAGAUCGGCCGACGCAACCAAGCCGAGGAAGACCGGGCUGGCAACCUGUCCGGACCCAACUCACCCAACACGGUUCCGUCACCUCGACUCAAGAAGAUCGGCAGCGACGGUGGUGAAUCGAGCGCCGCCAGACUGGCAGGAACCGGUGUUGGUGCGCCCGCCGCCAUCGCAAAAACCUAUGUCUACGAUAUUCGCCCGUACGAAGACCUGGUCAGCCGCAGGGACCCUGACCUGGACAUGGCCAAUCUUGAGCGAUAUCUGUCCAACGAAGACUGCCAACGACACUUUGGCAUGUCGAGGGAAGAACUGCAAAGGCAGCCGCCGUGGAAGAUCAGAGACCUGAAAAAGUAG
This is a messenger RNA of Polychytrium aggregatum, 2937 nucleotides long. RefSeq lists its product as uncharacterized. The record is from RefSeq and is a predicted model, not a curated record. NCBI's taxonomy places the organism in Eukaryota, Fungi, Chytridiomycota, Chytridiomycetes, Polychytriales. Gene Ontology annotation, biological process: cytoskeleton organization; signal transduction. The coding region runs from base 1 to 2937 and encodes 978 amino acids. The transcript has 10 exons. Gene Ontology annotation, molecular function: actin binding.